Cavia porcellus (domestic guinea pig) is the source of this 2002-nucleotide messenger RNA. It is a transcript of the gene Paqr4, whose product is annotated as progestin and adipoQ receptor family member 4. Gene Ontology annotation, cellular component: membrane. Lineage: Eukaryota; Metazoa; Chordata; Mammalia; Rodentia; Caviidae. Gene Ontology annotation, molecular function: signaling receptor activity. The record is from RefSeq and is a predicted model, not a curated record. Bases 380 to 1201 code for a protein of 273 amino acids. The transcript has 3 exons.
CAGCGCGCGAAACACCACCAGGGUGACGGGGGCGAGGAGCCCGGGGCGGAGCUUGGCGUCCCCUCCCUUGUCCUGCCGUGCCUGUCCUCCGUGCUUCCUUGAGAAGACCUGAAGACUCGCUGUGGCCGUUUCCUCUAGGAGAGCUACUCCUACGGCACGCCUUCCCGGAGCGCAGCCGGUCGCUUUGCGCGGGCGCCAGCAUCUCCAACCUGUGCCCACGCGCGGUGGCAGCGGGUUCGCGCAGCGCGAGAGCGGAGUGGGCUGGGUCCACAGUCUGGUGUGUGAGGCGUCGCUGCGUGAGGCAGCAAGCAUGAGCUUCUCGGCACUGCAGCCCUGCUGAAGAGGAGGCCCAGCUGCAGGAGAAGCGCUGCUCGGGGCCAUGGCGUUUCUGGCUGGGCCGCGACUACUGGACUGGGCCAGCUCGCCGCCGCACCUCCAGUUCAAUAAGUUCGUGCUGACCGGCUACCGGCCGGCCAGCAGCGGCUCGGGCUGCCUGCGCAGCCUCUUCUACCUGCACAACGAGCUGGGCAACAUCUACACACAUGGGGUGGCCUUGCUGGGUUUCCUGGUGCUGGUGCCGAUGACCAUGCCCUGGAGUCAGCUGGGCAAGGAUGGCUGGCUGGGGGGCACACACUGUGUGGCUUGCGUGGCCCCCCCUGCAGCCUCAGUGUUAUAUCACCUCUUCAUGUGCCACCAAGGGGGCAGUCCAGUGUACGCCCGGCUUCUCGCCCUGGAUAUGUGUGGGGUCUGCCUCGUCAACACUCUUGGGGCUCUGCCCAUCAUACACUGUACCCUGGCCUGCAGGCCCUGGCUGCGCCCGGCUGCCUUAGUGGGCUAUACUAUGCUGUCAGCCGUGGCUGGCUGGCGUGCCCUCACAGCCCCUUCUACCAGUGCUCGGCUCCGAGCUUUUGGUUGGCAAGCUGGGGCUCGCCUGCUGGUAUUUGGGGCCCGUGGAGUAGGUCUAGGGUCAGGGGCCCCAGGCUCCCUGCCCUGCUACCUCCGCAUGGAUGCACUGGCACUGCUUGGAGGGCUGGUGAAUGUGGCCCGUCUGCCAGAGCGCUGGGGGCCCGGCCGCUUCGACUACUGGGGCAAUUCCCACCAGAUCAUGCACCUGCUCAGCGUGGGCUCCAUCCUCCAGCUGCACGCCGGUGUUGUGCCUGACCUGCUCUGGACGGCUCGCCAUGCCUGUUCCCCAGACUGAACUGCUUCCUGCCUACCUGUGGCCUCUUGGGACCAAUAAAGGCACUUUCCCACCACCUGCUGGUCUGCAAGGGGCAGGCUCCCUGGACGCUACCAGUGCACAGAACUUCCCAGCUGAGAUUGCUCAUCUCUUCAUUCUUCCCUAUGGACUAACCUCUCCUUCUACCCAGGCGUGAAAUUCCAACUUCGCUUCCCUUGCUCCUUUACUGUAUCAGCUGGAGGACAUUUCACACACAUACCUCUUUAUCUCUGCGACCUAUAAGGGUUGGGCAGAGGGGCUCUGGGGUCAUAUCUCAGACAGAACUCCAGUGUAGAGCCAUCAUCCCACCCUUCCCCUUUUGUAGAGGGCAGCCCCUCUGUUCCUGCUUCCUGACCUGUCUGUCCCCUUGCAUGCUUCCCCAGCAGCCAGAAGCUCCUCCUGUCCAAGAGAUUGGAGUAAGCGUUCAAGGCAGCAGGACCACCUCCUUUUCUUAAGACCAAGUAGGUACUAGACUUUCUUCAACCAAGUGUCCAACAAGCAGCAGGACAGUGGCUGCUUUUCCCAGGCAAUAGGCACAGACGUGGAGUGACCCUAGACCCAGACCCCAUUUAAGGACCAUGGGCUAAUGCCCAACCUGCCCACUGGGGAUUUAUACACUCAGGAAAUCUCUGCUCCACAGUGUGUUGCUCUGGUCCUCUGACCUGAGGACAGGGUAACUACACUCUGCAGCAGGGGUCAACCUCAGCUGGAUCCUCCCAGAGGCCUAAGACCAUGGGCAACAUUAAUAAAGGGACAAGAAGCAUUGUGUUCCUACUCAAGCAA